Messenger RNA from Cimex lectularius (bed bug), 2701 nucleotides. It is a transcript of the gene Pex6, whose product is annotated as peroxisomal biogenesis factor 6. Gene Ontology annotation, cellular component: peroxisomal membrane; cytosol. The transcript has 9 exons. NCBI's taxonomy places the organism in Eukaryota, Metazoa, Arthropoda, Insecta, Hemiptera, Cimicidae. The coding region runs from base 371 to 2641 and encodes 756 amino acids. The record is from RefSeq and is a predicted model, not a curated record. Gene Ontology annotation, molecular function: ATP binding; ATP hydrolysis activity. Gene Ontology annotation, biological process: protein import into peroxisome matrix.
GAGGGGAUUUUGUGGAAACAUGGAAGGAAGAGCAGCCAUGAGGUCCUCGGUGAAAAUCACGAUCGAUAAUCGCCAUCGUCGAUUUAUUUUGCAUUUGUUUACAAUUUUCGCGAAGUGAAAAUGCAAGCCGAUUAAGAGAAAAAGCCCGUUUAUUAGCGAAAGGAGAAAACUCGAUUCUUCGACUUUUCAGAGCUUUUCGCCCUACGCUUCCGCUCGAUCGGCCAAACUUGGGAUAGCGUGAGAUAUCUAUUUCAGUAUUUCACUUUAUUAAUAUCUACGUUUGAUUUGGCCUCGUCCGCGUUGUCACCAGUUGGGGAUCCAUCGGUGAAGAAUGAUGACGAUUUGUUAAAAAUUGACUGAUCCGGGCAAAAUGGGAGAUUGCGAAGGGCUUUACGGCAUAUUCCGCUUUGUGGUGUCCGUCCUUUGCCACUAUGACAAAGCCAAGGCCGCCAAAGCCCUGGCCUGCUUGAGGUCUGUCUUCAAGAGCGUUUUGAGUCGGAGGUUCUCUGUCGUCGGAGUUCCUGAAGCGCUCUUGAGACUCGCCUUCCCUGACAGCACUCAACUUGCACAGAGUGAGCUGCUCUUCGUCAACGAAGACUUCAGAGACCGCCACCACAAAUGGUCCGCCGUCCAUUUUUCCUCAGGGCGAAAGUCAUAUGUGAGAAUGCUGAAAAUUAUUCCGUCACCUCUCAUCCCCAAAAACUGCUCUCUCAUAAGCAACUAUACCCUGUUCAAUGUGAAGAACCAUUUAAAGCCAAGCUGUUACUUGCUCUCGACACACCAGUUUGUUGAAUUCUCAUUUAAGGAAACCCAUGACGACUAUUAUCACAGAGAAGCUACAAAAUUGGUCAUAUCAUUCUUCAACGAUUCGUACCAAUUGUCGCAAAGCUAUAUCAACGAGACUUUAGAGAAUUUUGUACACAUGCCAAAAUUUGCUAGCAAAGAUGAUGUUAUAGGAAUAGAUCUGAGUGUAUAUGGAGCUUACCACAAACAAGGGACGAUAUACUUCCGUGUCGUCCGAGUCGAAUGUGAUGGAGUCGAAGUGCCAGGGGAGGUGUUUGCCAUAACAGAAUCGACUUCAAUUUACAGCGAAAAGACAUCUCAAGGUUUUCUUCCUCCCGUCGAAUGGGAAUUAGUUGAAAAUGAAAAUUUACGAAGUAUCAGCCCAAUCCUUCCUUUAGGGCUGGAAGAUUUCUACAACAUAAUUUUAAGAUGGUUCACCCCUUUCUUCUCAUACCAUAUAGAUGAUUUGACCCCCUUUUUUAUAGUAAGUGGUAAACGAGGUUCUGGCAAAAGUAUUACAUUGGAAGCAGUCAGUAAAAAAUUAGGCGUCGGUUUUAAUAAGUUGGACUGUAGCAACCUUUUGGCGAGUACGCAGACUCAAAUAAAUGCAAACAUUAAGACUGUUAUGAGAAAUUUGACUAACUUUUCACCAUGUGUAUUAGAACUUUAUAAUACUCAGCUUUUAUCAAUAGAUUCAGAUGGAAUAGAUAGUGAACAAAUAUUAUCUAGUUUCUCCCAAAAUAUCAAGAAUUUAAAUUCUGAUUAUCCUUUUGUUGUUGUAAUGACUUGUGAAGACAUAAACGAAUUGAAGCCUAGUCUUGUUAGCUUAUGUUUAGAACAUCUACAAAUAUCUUCCCUUAAUGAGUCUCAGAGGCAUUUGAAUAUCACAUGGUUGGCUCACAGAUAUCGAAUUACACUUAGUGAAGAGAUUCAUAACUAUAUUACAAUGCAGACUUCUUCGUUUUCAAAUUCAGAUUUACAGAAGUUGUUGUGCCUUUCGGAAAAAGAACGUAUAAAAGGAGGAUCUGAAGUCAUGGAGACGCAUCACAUUAAGAAAAUAUUAGAACAAAUGACCGUUGUAAAAAGAGGAGACAUGAAAGAUGUCGAAUGGCAAGAUAUCGGUGGUAUUGAAGCUAUUAAAAAAGAAGUUAUAAGUUCGUUGUUAUCUAGUCAGCUAACAUCUGUAAAAAGGACAGGUGUGCUUCUCCAUGGACCACCAGGAACGGGGAAAACUCUUCUCGCAAGGGCUGUGGCCUCACAAUGCGGAAGGGCAUUCAUUUCAGUUAAAGGGCCUGAAUUACUUAAUAUGUACGUCGGACAAAGUGAAGCAAACAUUAGGCAAGUUUUCAGUAAAGCUAAAGAAGCUUCACCUUGUAUUAUUUUCUUUGAUGAGUUGGAUUCGCUUGCCCCUAACAGAGGGAACAAAUCAGACUCUGGAGGUGUGAUGGACAGAGUUGUAUCCCAAUUAUUAACUGAAAUGGAUGAGCUUGAUAGCACAGGCAAUGUAUUUAUCCUUGGGGCAACCAAUAGGCCUGACCUAAUAGAUCCUGCUUUGCUAAGGCCAGGAAGAUUUGAUAAAAUGAUAUACAUCGGCCCUUGCGAAGACACUGAAUCAAAGCUUAAAGUUAUGUCAGCUCUCAUUAGAAACUUCAAUCUCGAGGAGAUCGAAUUGGAAAACAUUGUCAACAAACUUCCCGACAAAUUAACAGGUGCUAAUCUAUAUGCGAUUUGUUCUUCUGCUUGGAUGAAUGCUGCAAAAGAAUUGAUAGGCAACGGCAAUGUGAGCCCGGAGGCGAAAGUGGUAGUCCGACAGAAACACUUUGAAAAGGCAAUUUCAGAAGUGAACAUUUCGUUCUAAAAUGUGAUUUUUUCUUACAUUGUAAUACAUCUUUACAAAUAAAUUAUAUUUUUCUAUCAA